GUGAUGGUUCAUCCAUCUGUGAUCUGAUCGACUGCAAGUGCAAGUGUGUGCAUGCAAGCCGAUCGAGCACACGCAGCUGGUCGAUCUCCACUGGGAUAUGGCAUGUGGCAGCCACCUCCAGUCCAGUCCAGCUGCUUGCUUUACUCCAAAGUCCAAAGUUCCCUAUUAGCUUGCAUCCACAAGGCAAGCAAUUGCAACAGAUGAACCAAGACAUGAAGACAAGACAACGCUCGUACUCAAUGAACACUGGUGAUCACGCAGCCUAUAUAUAUAUAUAUACACAUAACGGAGGCAGAAAUCGAUAUCUCAUCUCACUGAAGCACGCUCCAGCGGUAGAUCCAGAGCUAGAGAAGAAGACAGCAAUGGAGGUGGACGGGGGGAAGAAGAAGAUGCUGGCCACCCUGGUGGGGUGCAACUACGCCGGCACAGAGUACGAGCUGCAGGGCUGCAUCAACGACGUCCACGCCAUGCGCGCCGUCCUCCUCGACCGCUUCGGCUUCGCGCCGGCCAACGUCACCGUGCUCACCGACGACCACGACGACAGCGGCGGCGGCACGAUCCCGACCGGCGCCGGUGUCAGGCGCGCGCUGUCCGACAUGGUGGCGCGCGCGGCGCCCGGGGACGUGCUCUUCUUCCACUUCAGCGGCCACGGCACGCUCGUCCCGCCGGUCGUCACCGGCAGCGGCCAUGGUGACCGCGACGACGAGGCCAUCGUGCCCUGCGACUUCAACCUCAUCACAGACGUGGACUUCCGGGAGCUGGUGGAUCGCUUGCCGCGAGGCGCCACCUUCACCAUGGUGUCCGACUCGUGCCACAGCGGCGGCCUCAUCGACCAGGAGAAGGAGCAGAUCGGUCCGACCACCGCCGCCGCCGACUCCUACCUCCACGGCGGCGCGCGCGCCGCCCGGUUCCUCCCGUACGCCGCGGUGCUUGGCCACCUGUCGGGCGCGUCGGGGGUGGGCGCGUCGGCGUCGCACCACGUCGCCGACCACCUCGUGGCGCUCUUCGGCGCCGACGCCAGCGCCAAGUUCCGCUUCCACCGCCACCACGGCAACAGCAGCGGCGCCGCCGCGCGCACUGACGACGACGACGCCGGGAUCCUGCUGAGCGGGUGCCAGACGGACGAGACGUCGGCGGACGUCGCGGCGGCCGGCGGCGGCAGCGCGUGCGGGGCGUUCAGCGCCGCGCUGCAGGCCGUGCUGGCGGCACACCCGGCGCCGAUGAGCAACCGGGAGGUGGUGCUCCGCGCCAGGGAGGUGCUCGGCGAGCAGGGGUUCCAGCAGCACCCCUGCCUCUACUGCAGCGACGCCAACGCCGACGCGCCGUUCCUGGGGCAGCACGAGUCAAUGGCCAAGAGCAACUGAGCAAGGAGGCGGCUGCCAUGCCCACGCGCUCUCACGAUCACGAUUCAUCCCCUGCAAUUUGUGCGUGCGCUUAUUAUUAUUUAUAUUAGUAAAUAAAUAACUACGUGUAUGCAGCAUGGUCAUGCCAUUACAGAUUUCUCCUUAUAAUGUAUUGUCUACCUGCAAUUCUGCUAUAAAUAGCAUUUCUUCA
Messenger RNA from Sorghum bicolor (sorghum), 1554 nucleotides. Its product is annotated as metacaspase-9. The transcript has 2 exons. Lineage: Eukaryota; Viridiplantae; Streptophyta; Magnoliopsida; Poales; Poaceae. Bases 201 to 1364 code for a protein of 387 amino acids. Gene Ontology annotation, biological process: proteolysis. The record is from RefSeq and is a predicted model, not a curated record. Gene Ontology annotation, molecular function: cysteine-type endopeptidase activity.